UCAGUGUACAGUCGGAAUGAGUUCGAGAGAGAAUUUCAAAUCGCUUUUGCGAAUCGUAAUUACGUUUUGUUUAAUUCAAUCGAUUACAACUGGGAACAGUCAGUGCAACCCGGAGUUAUGUGAUUGUUCGAAAUAUCAGCAAGACAAUUGGUUUUCCUGUCCAGCAAACGGGCCCACCUCCGUCACAUUUAGAAUCUGGGACAGCGGUAAAAGCAUGGAUGUACUCGAUCCAGCAAAAUACUUUAAACGCAUCGAAGCUUAUGUCACAUGUUACACAAACGAUCAGUUGGUAUUCGAUGUGCUAUCGCAAAUAGACGUUGAAGCCGUACAUAAGAUUGGUUAUACAAACUGUACAGUUCCGUUCAAUUCGUCAUUAGCUGCUGGUAUGCCAAAUCUGGAUGAGUUAAGUUUCCAACUCGAUGAUGACGCUGUGGAUUUGCAUUGGAAAUCGGUUCACUUCACUGGUAUGAACAACUUAUGGAAAAUACAACUCAAAACAAACUCACCGAGCCAAUUACCAAACACUCCAUCGGAAUUACCGUCGCUAAGUGAGGUCCAUCUAAACAUGCCACAUCCGAAUUUGAAUUUGUUCUCAUCCGCAAGUCGAAUGUUUUUGCAUAAUAUUUAUGGACGUUUCAACAGCGAUGGACUCGAAAAUAACACAAAAAUUAGUUUUUAUAUUAAAAAUUCUCAAUUGAAUCCUCUCACUGCUGCAUCGAUGAAAGGAUUGGUUGGACUUAAAUUUAUAUGGCUUUCCGACAAUGUUCUGAGCUAUGACUUCGAUGCCCUGAAUCCUCUGGUAAAUUUAGAAGAAUUCCAUUCUUCAGCUAACAAAGUGAAGGCUUUUCCGUCCGAACUUUUCAGAAAAAAUAAAAAGUUACGAAGCAUUCACAUUUCAGAAGGCGAAGUGGAUACUCUUCCCGAAGAAUUCUUCAGUUAUUUGCCGGAAUUGAAGGAAAUCGACCUUUAUGCGUGUAAGGUACGGACGGUUCCGCAAAAUAUUUUUCAAAAUUCCGAAGCUAUUCAAGAGAUCUCGUUCAUGAACAAUAAGUUAUCAUCACUUCCAGCUGGUCUAUUCGAUAACCUACCAGUGUUAGAGAGCGUUAAUUUAGCUGGUAAUCUUUUCGAAAAUACGCUAACUUCACUUCCAAUUGAUUUGUUCGCUAAUGCGCCAAUGCUUAAGUUUAUAUCUUUGCACAGCAAUCGUUUUGAAACGGUGCCUACUGCACACAUUAAAAACAUUUCCGGCCUAUUCAUAAAUUUAUCAUCCAACCAAAUUAAGGACAUAACCGUCGAAGAUUUGCCCAUAUUCGAAAAGAACACAAAAGUAAAUUUAGGUCGGAAUAAAAUUUCUCAAUUCAGUGGUAUAUCAUAUGUGCGGCAACAUCCCCACCGAUACAACAGCACGCUCGUAUUGGACGGAAAUAGGUUCAAUUGCUCCUUGUGUGAUGUUUAUCACCUUCUUCAGGAACAAACGCCAGCGUUUUCGAUAAACCUAUACGGUACAAUGUGUUUCGGAUACCAUAUUAUGUUACGUUUCAUAGAAUUAACUUUUGACGGCUGCGAUCUCCCUGCACCAAGUGAUUAAUAAUGGGAAAUUAUAUUCUACCGAUAAAUUAAUUCAAAACUACCGAUAAAAAAUAAUAAAGAACCGAUAGCGAAAUUCCCAAGUGCCGACAAAAAUAUUCAAAACUAUCGAUAACUUUUUACCGAUAAAAAGUACUAAAGUACCGAUAAACUGGUCGUUUUAUCGAUCAUUUAUCAUUUUCUAUCGGCAGUUUAUUACUUUCCAUCGGUAAUUCAUUAUUUUCUAUCGGUAGUUUAAUACUUUCUAUCGAUCAUUAAUUAUUUUUUAUCGG
Molecule: messenger RNA, 1859 nt
Organism: Bradysia coprophila
Lineage: Eukaryota; Metazoa; Arthropoda; Insecta; Diptera; Sciaridae
Product: protein toll-like
Source: RefSeq, a predicted model, not a curated record